UGUGAACAUUAACUGUCUAAAUUUAACCUCUAAUAUACAUAAAUAUUUACUUACUUUAUAAGUACUUAAAGUCAAAAUAUUUAUUUUAACAUUCCCACCGAUAAAAAUGAUUAAUUUUUAUUAAAUUAAAUUGGUCUCAGUUUAUUUUAUCAUAAAUUUCUACACGAGUUCAUAAUGCAAUCGCAUUGCUUACAAAACCAACCAAUGAUGUCUCAAGACAAUAAUUAUCAGCCAUGUGUGGGUAUUCCGAAUGUAAGUACAAUUCCCAAUGGCAUUUUUGGGUCGCAGGUUAUGAUGAACCAGCAUCAGCAAUGCUUACAAAUAUCAAUUGUCGGUGAUAACCUUCCAAUGGCUAAUUCAGAUGCUGGGCAACAUCAGCUAGCUAAUCAGUUCACCAGUACUCAAGCAAAUAUUGAAAACAUAAUUGUCAAUAAUAAUUCAACUGUGCAAGUGAAUGCUUCUAACCUUAUUGCUGAUAACAAUAAUAAUGACAACAACAACAAUAAUAAUAAUAAUAAACCAAUCGAAUUGACAUUUACCGUCAAUCAGUUGACGAGCCCACAACUUGGACAAUUGAACAUACCGAUGAACAGUGUUCAAAAGAUUCGUCCAGAAUUACAGAGGAAAAUAUCCGAGAAAACUCAAGAUUGCUAUCAAUUGAGCGGCACUCAAAGUCCUGGUCCUGGAUUACAGAAUAACAUAUACAUAAUAACUCAACAUGGCUAUCAGUUGCUAAAAAUCAGUGUUCCAGAAGCCGGUACUCAAACAGUUUCUCAAACUGCUCAAGCAGGAUCAAGUGCAACCAAGACAAUCGCUUCAACUACACCAACUUCAGUAGUUUAUAGUAUAGCAUCACCCGUUUCGGCAGCAAUCGCUAAUCCAGCAGUACUCAGUUUGAAUAAAACUAGAGUACUUCCAAUAAGUUCAAUUGAAACUCCAGAGAUGUCAGCAACACUUGAGUCCGAUCAACAGAAAGCAAUGAUGAAAAAAAUGGUUAAGAAAUCCUGUGAUUUUUUUAACAACUUGUUAGCUGACUCAAGCAAGAUUCAACAAGACAAUACCAGAAAUGUUAAAAGUAAUUUAACGGAAUUAAUCCAAGACGUUAUUGAUGAUAUAAUAGAAGUCCAGGAAUUUGUUGAUAGGCUUGAGAGGAUGUUGAAUUCUGACCGGCAGCCACUGCUUGUUGAUUUUCUGACUAAAAGCCUGCCGCGAUUGAGAGCGUCUCUGUAUCUCAAUCAGAUGACUAUCAAUGGCAUCAGACCUCCACCAUCGGAAAUUGCUCUUUCUACUUUUUUAUUGGCACCAACAAGUGCCACACAGCGGAGGUUAAUUAAACGAAAGAAGAAGAUGGAAUCUAAAAGCUCUCCAGUAACCAUGACAAAUCCUCGACCGAGGGCAAUACUGCCCUCAGGACUUAUAAUGAUACCUCAAAAAACUUUGGCGAAGUCUCCAGCGACUGUGGCGACGUCUUCAGGACGUGGAAUGAUGUAUCCAAUAACUGCUGCAACUCCUCAAACAACUUUGGUGAUGCCUCCACAGACUGUGGCAAAGCCUCAAACAACUUUGGUGAUGCCUCCACAGACUGUGACAAAGCCUCAAACAACUUUGGCGAUGCCUCAAACAACUUUGGCAAUGCCUCCAGCAACUGUGGUGAAGCCGCAAACAACUUUGGUGAUGCCUCAAACAACUUUGGUGAUGCCUCCACAGACUGUGGCAAAGCCUCAAACAACUUUGGCGAUGCCUUCAGCAACUGUGGUGAAGCCGCAAACAACUUUGGUGAUGCCUCCACAGACUGUGGCAAAGCCUCAAACAACUUUGGUGAUGCCUCAAACAACUUUGGUGAUGCCUCCAGCGACUGUGGCAAAGCCUCAAACAACUUUGGCGAUGCCUCAAACAACUUUGGUGAUGCCUCCAGCGACUGCUGCAACGCCUCCAACAACUUUGGUGAUGCCUCCAGAGACUGUGGCAAAGCCUCAAACAACUUUGGCGAUGCCUCAAACAACUUUGGUGAUGCCUCCAGCGACUGUGGCAAAGCCUCAAACAACUUUGGUGAUGCCUCCAGAGACUGUGACAAAGCCUCAAACAACUUUGGCGAUGCCUUCAGCAACUGUGGCGAAGCCUCAAACAACUUUGGCAAUGCCUCCAGCAACUGUGGUGAAGCCGCAAACAACUUUAGUGAUGCCUCCAGAGACUGUGGCAAAGCCUCAAACAACUUUGGCGAUGCCUCAAACAACUUUGGUGAUGCCUCCAGCGACUGUGGCAAAGCCUCAAACAACUUUGGUGAUGCCUCCAGAGACUGUGACAAAGCCUCAAACAACUUUGGCAAUGCCUCCAGCAACUGUGGUGAAGCCGCAAACAACUUUGGUGAUGCCUCAAACAACUUUGGUGAUGCCUGCAGAGACUGUGGCAAAGCCUCAAACAACUUUGGCGAUGCCUCAAACAACUUUGGUGAUGCCUCCAGCGACUGUGGCAAAGCCUCAAACAACUUUGGUGAUGCCUCCAGAGACUGUGACAAAGCCUCAAACAACUUUGGCAAUGCCUCCAGCAACUGUGGUGAAGCCGCAAACAACUUUGGUGAUGCCUCAAACAACUUUGGCAAUGCCUCCAGCAACUGUAGCGAUGCCUCCAACGACUAUGGCGAAGCCUCAAACAACUGUGGCGAUGUCUUUGGCAAGUAUUAUGAUAUCUCCUACAACGGUAUCAAUGGCUCCAGCGACUACUCAAAUUAAAACUUAUCAAACUUCAUCUGAACGUAUACGACCUACAAAAAAAUUAGUUCGCACUGAUGAUAAUUUAAAACCUACUCCAGUAGAUGGUAAAAAAAUUAAUAAGAAAAUUGGUUGCCAAUCACCACUGACGACCAUUUCAAAUAUCCAGCAGUUACCAACUAUUUCUAGUCCAAUGAUCCAGCAAUCAUCAACACCUACUUUUGCAAAUGUUAAUAAAGUUUCAGAAGAUAACAAAAAAAUAAAUACUGCAAUUGGUGCGAAAAAAAAACAUGUUGUUUCAUCAAUUGAAACAAAUGAAGAAGAACUCAAUGAUGUCAUGACAAUGGGAGGGAUUGAUAUUGCUGAAGAAUCUAAAGCGAUUCUCAGUUCAACAGAUAAAAUUGGCACGGAAGUACGAUCAUGUGAAGAAAAAUUAUUUCUAAAUGCGACAGCUUUGCAACAUAAAAUUAAACAUAUGUUACUGAAGCAUGGACUCGAAGGAGCUGAGUCAGAUGCUCUUGCUCUAGUAUCACAUGCGACUGAACAGAGACUCAGGGGUCUAGUUGAAAAAAUGUCUACCAUUAGCGAACAUCGGCUGGAUUUUAACAGAAAUGAUCCGCGGUACCAAGUGACCCAGGAUGUUAGAUCUCAGCUGCGAUUCCUCCAAGAAGUGGACAAAGCGGCGUGUCAGAAACGAGAAGCCGAAGAGCUUGCACUGCUUUUGCAGGCGAGUAAGAGCAGAUUAAAGGAUGACGAGCAGAUGAAGUUGAAGGAGAAGGCUAAAGAGGUACAAAAAGCUGAGAUGGAAAAAUUACAAAAACGCGACGCUGAUUUUGCAGCAUUGCAAGCGUUGGGUCCAAGAAAGAAGCCGAAACUUGAUGUAGGCAUGACUAGUUCUGCAGCUUCUGGGUUAUCCAGACAACUUUUCAGGCCUAGGAUUAAGAAAAUUUGUAUGAAAGAUUUACUGUUUGUUCUUCAAGAAGAACAAUCAACACGCAGAAGUACGUUUCUUUAUAAAUCAUAUUUGAAGUUUUAAUGAAACGGCAGUUCAAUUUUUUUUAAUUUUUAUAUGUAUAUAUUUUUGAAAUUCAAUUUGGUGGUAAUUUAAUUAUUUUACACUCGCAUUUUUUUACUAAUUUAUUUUUAAUUAAUUAAAUAGAUUUAGAAAAAAACUGUAUUUAUAGAAUUUAAAAAUUCAAAUUUCCCGCUCGAUUUUUUCUCAUAUUUAUAUGGCCGAAAUUUAAAAAAAUUUUUAAAUAAUAAAUUGUAAUUUUUUGCUUGUAAAUAUUAACAAAAUUUUUUAUGGACAAAAUUUUGAUAAGUAAAUUUAAAGUAAAAUAUUAAAUAGAGGCCUUGCAUAUAUUAAUAAUAAAUAGUUUGUAAAAAAGUUAGUUUUUUUAGAUGUAAGUAAUGAUGUAUCUUAAAAAAUUUUUUUCCAUGGGACGAAGUCCCAAUUGGAGCAUAAAUGUACGUACACAAAUUUGUACAUAAAUUUUUUAUUUGUUUUUUAAAUUGCUUUUGUUUAUAAAUAGAAAUUUAAAAAUAAUUAAUAAAUCUAAUAAUUAAUUGUGAG
Messenger RNA from Microplitis mediator, 4281 nucleotides. Its product is annotated as transcription initiation factor TFIID subunit 4-like. Lineage: Eukaryota; Metazoa; Arthropoda; Insecta; Hymenoptera; Braconidae. The coding region runs from base 175 to 3744 and encodes 1189 amino acids. Gene Ontology annotation, molecular function: DNA binding; protein heterodimerization activity; RNA polymerase II general transcription initiation factor activity. Gene Ontology annotation, biological process: transcription initiation at RNA polymerase II promoter; DNA-templated transcription. The record is from RefSeq and is a predicted model, not a curated record. The transcript has a single exon. Gene Ontology annotation, cellular component: transcription factor TFIID complex.